UAGAUUCUGCAGCCAUGGACAGGAGAACGGUGUUUGUCAUAUUAUGGAUGCUGCUGCCGUACCCUUCUACUGGAAUCAAACUAGAUGGAGAUGGCUACAUUGACAUUACGAUUGCAAUUGGUGCAAAAGUCAAGCAGGAUGAUACACUUAUCGAUAAAAUCAAGGAAAUGGUCACCGAUGGGUCUUUUUAUCUUUAUCAUGCUUUGGAUAAAAAGGUCUAUUUGAAAGAUGCCACAAUACUAGUUCCAUCCCACUGGAGCUGUAAGGGUUGCAGCAAAGCGAGAACAGAAUCAUUUGAAAAAGCCAAAAUAAAAAUUGACCAUGCUAAAUUGAUGGAACCAAGAACUAAACUGUAUGGAGAAUGCGGAAAAGAGGGAGAGUACAUUCAUUUCACUCCAGACUUCCUCUUAAAUGACACUGCCAUUCAGAUGUAUGGACCAAGAGGAAAGGUUUUUUUGCAUGAAUGGGCUCAUCUGAGAUGGGGUGUUUAUGAUGAAUACAAUGAAGAAGAACCCUUCUACCUCUCUAAUGGCCGUGUUGAAUAUACAAGAUGUACUACAAACAUUGAAGGUCAGUUAUUUGAGGUUAAUGGAGGAUCGCUUCAACCAUGCAACAUUUAUCCGGAAACGUUUUUACCUAGCUCGGAUUGCAAGUUUUUUCCUAAUAAAGAUCAAAACACUGACAGCUCUGUAAUGUUUUCACCAAGCCUGGAAGCCGUGACCACCUUUUGUCGUGAAACCGAGCACAAUUACGAAGCCGAAACCCCGCAAAAUAAAAUAUGCAAUAACAAAGCGACAUGGACGGUAAUAUUUGAGGAUUCUGUGGAUAAAGACGCACUGUCGUUUCUACCACCACUGCCGUCGACUCCAUUACCGCCGGAAUUCAAACUUUUGCAGCGGCAGAAACGUGCUGUUUGUCUCAUCCUUGAUGUCUCAGGAAGCAUGGCAGAAGAAUUUAGAAUUCUUCGCAUGAGGCAGGCGGCCACACAUUUACUGCUGAACUACGUUGAGGACCAGGCCAGUGUUGGAAUUGUAAAAUUUAGUACUGCAGCUUUUAUCGUGAGCCCAUUGACUAUUAUUGAGAAUGAAGCCACAAGAGAGCGUCUUAUCAAAUUGUUGCCCGAAACUCCAGAUGGAUAUACAAACAUGUGUAACGGCCUUCGUCUAGGCUUACAGGUACUUUCAGAAGACAACAUGGAUGCAAUAGGAGAUGAAAUCAUUUUUCUGACAGAUGGUCAGGCAACAGACGAUGUUACAUUGUGUAUUCCAGAAGCAAUAAACAGUGGCGCCAUUAUACACACAAUAGCUUUAAGUGACAAGGCACAUAAUGCAUUGCAAGAGAUGGCAGACAAAACUGGUGGAAUAUUUUACUCAGUCACUGAUGAGUUCACCUCCAACCAAUUAAUAGAUGCAUUUGCUUCACUAACAUUAUCCACCGGAGAUUAUACAAAUGAACCGGUUCAGCUUGAGAGUGUGGGAACUAGAACAUCUGAUUGGUUCAAUGGGACGGUAUCAGUGGAUCAGACUGUUGGCAACAAAACCAGCUUUGUGAUCAUUUAUGAAAAAAUUUUUCCCACGGUUUACAUACAGUCACCAAGUGGCAUUGUCUACAGUCAAGCACAAAUGAAUCAUGAUGAUCGGCUGAAAACAGUCACUUUAAAAGUUGCAGAAACCGCAGAGCCUGGAGACUGGGCGUACAGUAUCCAAACUUCAACAAAUCAGGCAUUUACAAUAACAGUAACAAGUCAAGCAUCACAUGAGGAUGUUGCUCCAAUUAUUGUCAAAACCCGCAUGAACCAGCAGGUCAGCGAUGGCACUAAACCUAUGAUGGUGUUUGCUGAGGUUAGUCAGAAUUACAGGCCUGUGAUAAAUGUUGAAGUGUGGGCUACGCUGGAGCCUGCAUCUGGGCCUAUACAAAUGUUACAACUCCUGGACAAUGGAGCAGGAGCCGAUGUUGUGGCAAAUGAUGGAAUCUAUUCUAGAUAUUUCACAAAGAUGGUAAACGGGAGAUGCAGCUUGAAAGUGAGAGCGAAGAAUCAAGAAGGAAAUGCCAGAUUUGCGGUCCAGAAAAGAAGUGGUGCCCCAUAUGUACCUGGAUAUGUGGUAGAUGGUGUUGUAGAGCUGAACCCACCAAAUCCUUCAGUUUCUGAUGAACCAAUUGAGGUUGGAAGCUUCACCAGAACAGCCACCGGUGAGAGUUUUGAGGUUACUCUAACAGGCUCAACGCCGCCAAAUUUCCCUCCUAGCAAAGUCAAGGAUCUAAGAGCUAAAAUCCUGGAGGAGGCUGUGCUUCUCAGCUGGACGGCUCCUGGUGAAGACCUUGACGAAGGAACAGCUAAAUCCUACGAGAUCAGAUGGAGCUUUGACCUGGACAUGCUUCGGCAAGAUUUCAGCAAUGGCCAUGUAGUCAACACAGCAACCGUCUCACCUCAGGAGGCUGGAUCAGUUGAGCAGCAUGCAUUCAAUCUCAGUUUACCAAUUCAAAAUGGCACCACACUCUUUUUUGCGGUUCAGGCUUUGGAUGAACAAGAUGCCAAAUCUGAAACCUCCAACAUAGCUUCAGCAUCAAAGAUCCUCCCUAAUCCGAAACCACCGGGAAUAUCAAACCCAGGCUUGAAUUUGACUGUUCUUGUCAGCUCUUUGUGUGCGGUAACUAUCGUUAUAUGCUUUAUUGCUGGUGUAACUACAUGGGCAGUGAGACAAAGAAGGCCGGCAUUAAGAAUAUGAUCCCAACACCAUUAAAUCAAUCUUUAUGCUUUAUGAUGAGUUGAUCACAAUGUACAUUUAACAGAUUUAGAAUAUGUUGUUUCAAGCACAAUUUCCAAAUUGCUGAAUUAAGGUGUGGUAUUGCUAAUGUCUUUUUUAGAAUUCUUGUUUAUGACACAUGUUUGUGAGCACUUUAAAUAGUAUUUGUUCUCUAGUCAAUCCACAAUGCAAACAUAUUCAUAAUUUUGUGUAAUGUGUGAUUGUCAUUCUGAUUUACAUUGUGUAGAAAAAGACCAAAUAAAUAAAAAACUGAUAAAUA
This is a messenger RNA of Danio aesculapii, 3024 nucleotides long. RefSeq names its product chloride channel accessory 1 (gene clca1). NCBI's taxonomy places the organism in Eukaryota, Metazoa, Chordata, Actinopteri, Cypriniformes, Danionidae. Bases 15 to 2726 code for a protein of 903 amino acids. The transcript is spliced from 14 exons. The record is from RefSeq and is a predicted model, not a curated record.